This is a messenger RNA of Dreissena polymorpha, 3588 nucleotides long. RefSeq lists its product as uncharacterized. The transcript is spliced from 18 exons. NCBI's taxonomy places the organism in Eukaryota, Metazoa, Mollusca, Bivalvia, Myida, Dreissenidae. The coding region runs from base 96 to 3248 and encodes 1050 amino acids. Gene Ontology annotation, molecular function: protein kinase activity; ATP binding; protein binding. The record is from RefSeq and is a predicted model, not a curated record. Gene Ontology annotation, biological process: protein phosphorylation; signal transduction; regulation of apoptotic process. Gene Ontology annotation, cellular component: plasma membrane.
UCCAGAAUGAUCACGUGAUCAAUAUGAAAACAGUAUUGCUACAUUCAGGAUAUGAAAGCAUAAUGCAGGAUUAACAAUAUUUCAAUAAUACAAACAUGGCAGAGCAGCUGCAAAACAAAUUGAAUGAGGACCAGUGUCGUCGUGCCCUUAACAGGGCUCACAAGAAGAUCGUUACAGAGAUGGAUCCGGAUGUGAUUCUGGUUGCACUGAAGAAGUGUGGAUUUCUCAAACAAGAGGAAUAUGAUGACCUGAUGAACCUUCUUACCAUUCCAAUGAAAUGUCGCCUUCUAAUCAGUAAGAUCAGUCAGAGUGGCGAAAAGGCGUACUAUGUUUUCAAAAAAUGCCUCAGUGAUACCAAACAUGACAGCUUGGUUAAAGAGCUGGAGGAAAAAGAGAAAGAGCUGAUAAUCGAGAGUUCCAGAUAUAAAUCAUUGACAGAUGAGCGACUGCGAACGCAGAAGAUUGAGGAAAUUAGACGUGCCAGUUCCCAAGGGACAGGAAUCUCCGUGGAUGUUAAUGUAGAUCGAACUCCUUCAGACAAGCAGUUGGUCGAUCUAGCAAGCACAAUAGGCAACGGAUGGGAAAUGUUAGCAGCCUAUCUCGACAUUUCUUCGGCAAGUCUUGACCAGAUUAAGGCAGACAAUAGCCGACAUGUUGAGCGUGUGUAUCAAAUGUUUCUGCUCUGGAGAAGACGUAAGACAAACAGUGCAACUCUGAGAAUGUUACUGAAGAACAUGAAGGAAUGUGAGGCUGUGGUGGUCGAUUGGGAGGGCGUGCGAGAACGUCUUGGAUUUGGAUUAGAAGUGAUCGAUACCUUAAAUGACGUUGCACUAAAGAGGAUUCAGGCUGUCCUUGGAGCUCCUCACCUGAGCAUACAACCGCAACUCCAGACACCAGCUUUGCAGGAAAGUGCUUUUAAUGUUUUACGUCGUGAUACAGUGAUAACCACCACAAUUCAGAAGGACCUUCAUGACGGGAGACUCAUUGAGCUGAGCAAGGAAAUGGUCGAAGAGUUAAGGAGUCAGGCUGUCAGUGAUCCAAAGGACAUAAUGAGUGGAGCGUUUGGCAGGGUGCACGUAUCCAGAGAAGCAGUUCCAGGAUUCAACCUGAGAGUGGUUCUCAAAGAAAUCAACUUAGAGCAGCAACCAGGCAAUCAGACAACAAAAUUAGCAUCUAUUACAAAUGAAAAGAUUGCAGCUCGGUUGAUGCAUUUUGGAAUUGUGCCAUUGCUAGCAUAUUAUGAUGACCACAAAAAUCAGAAAUACUACUUUGUUUCACCAUAUUUUGAGAAUGGUGACUUGUUUGAAGCGGUAAAAGAAGACACUGACCGUUUGAAACGACGUUUUGAUGUUAAAAUGGCUUGGAAAACAAGGUUUAAAAUCAUGUACCAGAUUGCAUGUGCAAUAGACUUUAUGCACACUGGAAAUAAAUUCAGAGGUACAAUCUUACAUAUGGAUAUAAAAUCCAAGAACAUCGUUCUGGAUGCCAAAUUCAAUGCGAGGUUGAUUGAUUUUGGACUCGCCAGAGAGUUGAAAGAAGGCGAUGAAACCUUGCUGAUGACUGUCAUGCCUGUGGGUACCCCAGGGUACUUUCCGACUGUUCAACAUUGUCUGCUUAAAAAGCAACACGACUAUCAUAACUUUGGAGUAGUAUUACUUGAGUUAAUUACCGGUCUUGAUCCAUCUGCAAAUGAGGAAGGGAUAGAACUUCGAAGAUGGCACAAACAUCUUGCAGUGAGGAAAGCACAGACGUCGAUAUGGACGCUUCCAGAGAUUGUAGAAGAAACAGUUUGCAUUGCUAUCAGGUGCAUUGAAAGCGUGAAAGACGAUGGUGCAGAAAAAAACCUAUCAUCAAAUGCAAUUGUCUCCCUUUUGAUGCCCAUUUGUAGGAUGAAUUCAGUUCCGAAAUGGGAAACCUCAGAUGGCGGUCGUUGCGAUAUUUGCUUGGUGAAUAACACCUUAACCGUCGGUUUUGAUGUUCAUUGCUGUUUUCGACCGAUCCACACGUGUUGUUCAUGCAUGAGGAACUCGUACAUUAAUCCCGUCAAGUGCCACACUUGUGGAGAGACCAUUGAACCCUUCAUAAAUGACAAAUGGGGCGCAAUCUUAGUAGCAGGAUAUGAUGAAGAUGCUGGAAAAGUUUUCCUGGAUGAAAUAAAUACAUUUAAGAAAGUGAUUACUUCAAAGGUCGUGCCUGCAAUGUGCAUUAGUUCAGACAAUGUGAUUGUCAUCGAACCGAUCCGUACGGAUCCGAUGACGGAUACAGAUAAUAUCAAAACGUUUGAAUGUCGGAUAAAUGAAGCAUUUGCUCAGCUCAUGAAGAAAAACAUCCGGACAUUGCUCUUUGUUUACUCUGGACAUAAGGACGAAAGUACUAACUUAAGACAGGAGGGACAUAUUCAAGUUGGCCCACAAGGUUAUUAUUCAUUGAAAAAGUUCAGUGAAACACUUAACGCGUCCAAUUUAGAAAAAGUGAUUGCUGUUCUUGACUGUUGCUUCUCCGAAAAGUUGGACUUGAAAGGUUCUCUGAAACUCAUACAGUUCAACGCAACAUCUCCAAAUGACGCUGCAAGUGCGAAUACAAAGGAGGGAAGUCCUUUUUUGAAGUGCAUUAUUCAAGCCUUAACAGGUCGCGCUAACGGGGACAAAUGCAGGAAUGAAACGUGCGAAUGCCUUGAGCUUCUUUCUAAAGAUUUUAUUACUCUUGAAGAUUUAUGGAAGUAUCUUAACAUACAUCUUAAAGUUGACAGACCACACAUGAAUACCAAAGACAUUCAAUUAUCAGACACCAUAUUAGCAUAUAACUAUCAAUUUGAAGUAAAGUUUGAAUUUAAAUUACACUUCCCUGGAAUUAUUGAACAUUCAACGAGUAUUCAUGUUCGCCCACGAGAGUUUAAUGAAUUUGAACAAUUGAAGCUAAUAUUGGCUACAGAAGUUAUGAAAAAUCUGUAUGUCUUGGAUCCAUAUAACAAUUGCAAUGUGUCGAAAGAAGUUGCUGAUAUCCUGAGUAUAGAAAUUCAUACUGGACCUAAGGCCAAGCACAUUCAAGAGAUAGAUUCUGUAGAAAAGCUUUUGUCAGCUUGGAACUCGAAGCGACUGUUACGCUGCACAAUACGUCCAUUGCAGAAUAUGGGCGUGGGUAAACCUGUAGGGAAGUGCUUGAGGAACGUUCCAAACAUCCGAGAUGUCCAUCAGGCUGUUCUCCAGAAAUGCAACAUAAUGGUAUAUUCAGUGACAAACGACUGCUAGUUCACAAUUACACAACCGUAGGGUUGCAAGACAGUAACAAUGUUUAUUUUUAUGACCCCGAAGGAGGGCAUAUAGUGAUCGGACCGUCCGUCCGUCUGUCCUUCCGUCGCACUUUGCGUUUAGGUUUCUCAAAAUGCUCCUAACUUCUAUGUUACUUGAGAUAUAACAUAUUUGGUAUGCAUGUGUAUAUGGACAAGGUCUUUCUAUACGCACACAAAUGUUGACCCCUGUGACCUUGACGUUCAACUUAGGGUCCGCGUUUAGGUUUCGAAAUGUGCGUUAAGGUUUCAAAAAUGCUCAUAACUUCUAUGUCUCUUGAGAUAUAACCUUCAUAUUUGGU